AUGCAAUCCGCUCCGCCUCCCGCAUACCCUCGAGGAUCGACCCAUGCCGAGGUUGAUGUCCCGACUCUCGGUCGGGUCGAACUGCCUGUUGGCCUCUUCAUAGACAACACCUGGAGACCUGCAUCCACCGGCUCUACCUUCUCAACCGUCAACCCCGCAACGGGCGAAUCUCUCCUCAGUAUCGCGCAUGCCUCAUCGGAAGAUGUCGAUGCUGCGGUCAAGAGUGCUCGUCUGGCAUUUAAGACGACAUGGGGGAACAAUGUACAUGCCGCGGAACGAGGGGCAGCGUUGAACAGGCUGGCGGAUCUGAUGGAGAGGGACAAGGACAGGCUCGCCGCUGUGGAGAGCUUGAACUCGGGCAAGGGGAUCCGGAUGGCUCGAGACUCUGAUGUGGCCGACUCUAUCGGUUGCUUGCGAUACUACGCCGGUUUAGCGGACAAGUUUCAUGGUCAGACUAUACCGCACUAUGGGACCGAGAAGUUUGUCUAUACGGUGCACCAACCCAUUGGGGUCUGCGGACAGAUUAUCCCUUGGAAUUAUCCCCUCCUGAUGUGGGCGUGGAAAGUCGCGCCCGCUCUCGCUGCCGGCUGCUGUGUCAUUAUGAAGCCAUCCGAGCUCACCCCUCUCACCGCCCUCAUGCUCUGCGACCUCGCAAAAGAAGCCGGUAUCCCCUCAGGCGUAAUGUCCACCCUGCCGGGACUCGGCUCCACCACAGGCGACGCCAUAGCACGUCAUAUGGACAUCGACAAGAUCGCAUUUACAGGCUCAGUCGUCACCGGCCGCAAGAUCAGUGUCGCUGCUGCGGAGAGCAACCUCAAGAAGGUCACACUGGAGCUGGGCGGGAAGAGCCCGAUUAUGGUGUUUGACUCGGCGCACGUGGAGAAGGCGGCGGACUGGACGGCGAUGGGGAUAUGGUUCAAUUCGGGGCAGGAUUGUUGCGCGGGAAGCAGGGUAUAUGUCCAAGAUGGAGUGUAUGAGGAGUUUGCGGCGGCGCUGAAGAAGCGAGCGGAGGCGACAGGGAUCGGCAUGCCAUCAGACGAUAAGACCUCGUUCGGACCGCUCAUCUCGGAGGUACAACGGGACAAGGUCAUGACAUACAUUGAAGGUGGGAAGGAGCAGGGUGCGCGCGUCGUCACGGGUGGAAAGCGCUGGGCAAAAUCUGAUGGUGGGUUCUGGGUGGAACCGACGAUUCUGGCGGACGUGCACGACGAGAUGACCUGUGUCAAAGAAGAGAUUUUCGGCCCAGUCAUCGCUCUGUCCCGUUUUACCUCCGAGUCUGAGGCCCUCGAACGCGCAAACUCAACAACCUACGGUCUCGCCGCAGCCGUCUUCACACGUGACACCCAGCAGGCCAUGCGGAUGUCGGCCGCUCUUGAUGCGGGAACAGUAUGGGUCAAUCAGUACGCCCUUAUACAUCCUGGUGCUCCGUUCGGGGGCUUCAAGCAGAGCGGGGUUGGGCGGGAACUGGGGACGUAUGGGCUCGAAGCGUAUACCCAGGUCAAGGCGGUACAUCAUAAUUUGAGCCAGACCGUGGAGUGGCCACUCUAA
Molecule: messenger RNA, 1548 nt
Organism: Dioszegia hungarica
Lineage: Eukaryota; Fungi; Basidiomycota; Tremellomycetes; Tremellales; Bulleribasidiaceae
Product: aldehyde dehydrogenase domain-containing protein
Exons: 7
Coding region: 1-1548 (515 amino acids)
Molecular function (GO): aldehyde dehydrogenase (NAD+) activity
Source: RefSeq, a predicted model, not a curated record